Molecule: messenger RNA, 719 nt
Organism: Callithrix jacchus (white-tufted-ear marmoset)
Lineage: Eukaryota; Metazoa; Chordata; Mammalia; Primates; Cebidae
Gene: AHSP
Product: alpha hemoglobin stabilizing protein
Biological process (GO): protein folding; protein stabilization; erythrocyte differentiation
Cellular component (GO): cytoplasm
Molecular function (GO): hemoglobin binding
Source: RefSeq, a predicted model, not a curated record
CAUGGGGCAAAGGGCAAGGACAUGUCCCCGGUUUGGCUCUUGCAUUUUCUGGUUUCCUCAUUUAUCUGUAUUUUUUUUCUUUUCUUUUUGCCUUGUUAUCUUUCUAACUUCAGGGAAGCCUCUCCCUUCUUCUCCUCCCCAGAAUGACCUAUCACCCUCCUUCAGGACCUAGUUGCAGGGCGUUUCUGUUUUAGGCUGACAUUCGACUCCUUGCCUACAUCUAUAGCUUGGCACAAAGAGAUUCACACACCCUCAAGAGCGUGGGUGAGACAUACACAGCCUGUUAGAGCUGAAGACAGAUGGCUCUUCUUAAGGCCAAUAAGGAUCUCAUUUCUGCAGGACUGAAGGAGUUCAAUGUUCUGCUGAAUCAGCAGGUCUUCAAUGACCCUCUUAUCUCUGAAGAAGACAUGGUGAUCGUGGUGGAGGACUGGAUGAACUUCUACAUCAACUAUUACCGGCAGCAGGUGACCGGGGACCCCCAAGAGCGAGACAAGGCUCUGCAGGAGCUUCGGCAAGAGCUGAACACUCUGAUCAACCCUUUCCUGGCCAAGUACAGGGACUUCUUGAAGUCUCGUGAGCUCCCGAGUCACCCACCGCCCUCCUCCUAGCCCAGGGACCCAGACCCUCCUCUCGGAGAAACUCUCAGACCUUCCUGUCCUCAGGCUAUGCUCUUGCUCUACCCCGACACCUCAAUAAAGAGCAGUGCUGGUUUUGUUGGA